UUUCCAGUUAACCAAACCAGCGCUCUAAAGACCAUCAGCCAAGAAACUAACCUAUAUCAAUUUGUCACAAGUUUGAUAUUCAGAAAAUUGAUUAGAAAAUAAUGAUUUACCAAUAAAUUUAUUCAGGUGUAGAUUUUUCAUUAAUCAUGUUAGUUAUUGUUAAAACAGCCAAAACCAUCAGAAACCAUUGGAAAAAAUCAGCAUUUGCCACGGCUUUGAUAACUUAUGGAGUGAUUUACACUAAAAACUAUUUACAGACUCAAGAGUUGAUGAGAUUUUAUUGCCAACAAGCUGCUAAAUAUGGGAAACAAUCGAUACCUCUGAACAUAGACCCUCGUCACAUUACUGUAAUAUUAAACCCUAAUGCUAAUGAACGUAAAGCAUCAGAAGAAUUUGAAAAAUAUUGUGCACCACUCUUACAUCUGGCAGGUGUUUCUGUUGAUGUUAAAAAAACUGAAUCCGAAGGACAUGCCAAAAAGUUGAUAGAGGAAAUCGCAGGAACUGAUGCCAUUGUAGUUGCAGGGGGUGAUGGCACUAUAUCAGAAGUUGUGACUGGACUUCUAAGAAAAACUAAUGAAAAUGUUAGCAAUAUACCCUUAGGUAUUUUACCUCUUGGAAGAACAAAUACAGUUGCAACAGUGUAUUUCUCCCAAGGUGAUAAACAUGAAAAAGUGAGAGCAUUAGCAGAGGCAACAAUGGCUGUAAUUGAAGAAGCAAUAAAGCCUGCAGAUGUUAUGAAAAUUGAAGUAAUGAAUGAGGAAAACACCUCUAACAAGCCAGUUUAUGCUGUUAGCUGCCUCAAAUGGGGUGCUUAUAGAGAUGCAGAAGCGAAAAAAGAUAGUUAUUGGUAUUUUGGCCCAUUCAGGAGUUAUGCCACUUAUAUUUUCAACGGGUUUAAGAGUAAGCUAUCAUGGAAUUGUGAAGCUGUAAUCAGCUACAGUACCCCUUGUCAGGGUUGCUCUAAUUGCUGCAAACAACCACAAAUAACACCUAAAAAUGGUUGGUUUUCCAGAUUCGUCAAAGAAGAGCAUCCUCAGGCUAAAUAUUUAGCUAUUAACAAUCCUGAAUGCAACAAAUCUCACGAGAAAAAAAUCAUGACUGCGGAUCUAGCAUUAUCAACACUUAACAUUAUGCCUGAUUUAUCAAAGUCAAACGAGGUUCCAAAGUUGGUAAUGGAAAUCGGACCAGAGAAAGUGCAAUACUUAGAUUUUCUUAAGAACGGCUUCAAAUUAGAAAAAGGUGAAAAGAAAGACGUUAGCGAAGUAAUUGAAGCAAAAACGGUCAACAUUAAUCCCAAGGUACAAGAAAAGGAAGUUUGGUUUUCUAUUGACAAUGAAGAAUAUGAAGUUAAACCAGUGAAAAUAACUUUGUUGCCAAAAAUAAUCAACGUUUUUUGUCGAAAAGAAUCAAUAAAUUUGUAAAUUGUU
Leptinotarsa decemlineata (Colorado potato beetle) is the source of this 1427-nucleotide messenger RNA. RefSeq names its product acylglycerol kinase-like protein Mulk (gene Mulk). Lineage: Eukaryota; Metazoa; Arthropoda; Insecta; Coleoptera; Chrysomelidae. Gene Ontology annotation, biological process: sphingosine biosynthetic process; ceramide biosynthetic process; phosphorylation. Gene Ontology annotation, cellular component: membrane; cytoplasm; mitochondrion. The record is from RefSeq and is a predicted model, not a curated record. Gene Ontology annotation, molecular function: ceramide kinase activity; acylglycerol kinase activity; ATP-dependent diacylglycerol kinase activity.